Drosophila innubila is the source of this 3726-nucleotide messenger RNA. RefSeq names its product small G protein signaling modulator 1 (gene tbc). Lineage: Eukaryota; Metazoa; Arthropoda; Insecta; Diptera; Drosophilidae. The coding region runs from base 66 to 3497 and encodes 1143 amino acids. The transcript is spliced from 9 exons. Gene Ontology annotation, molecular function: GTPase activator activity. Gene Ontology annotation, biological process: activation of GTPase activity. The record is from RefSeq and is a predicted model, not a curated record.
AUACAUAUAUAUUUUACGCGCGCUUGUGUAAACGUUAAAAGCUUCACAGCUUUGAGGCUGACAAAAUGGUGCAAACAACAUCAGAUGGCGUCGACUACAAGGAGCGGCUCAUUGCGAGCGUUAAGAAGGAGGUGAAACAGCUAAUGGAGGAGGCGGUCACCAAGAAGUACGUGCACGAGGAGAGCAGCUCGGUGACCUCGCUCUGUGCCGCCGUCGAGGCAUGUCUCAGUCAGGGACUACGGCGACGGGCUCUUGGCCUCUUUAAGACGUCAUCGACGACAGCGCUGCUGCAUAAGAUUGCCAAGACCUGUGCCGAGGCGGAGCACAUUAGCAAAAUGGUGCAGGAGAUCGAAUCAAAUGAUCCAAACAAGCGUUCAUCGUCGAGCAGUGAUAGCUUCAAUCGACCACCGAUGCUCAAAAAGGGCAGCACCAAUUCCAUGUCCACCACAACAGCCACAACAUCGACGGUUACCGGUUCCGCAUCCGUAUCCGCAUCCGUUUCGGUCAGCGCCAGCAACUCCAGCAUGUCGCUGGCCAGCAUGAAAUAUCUGUGGAUACGUCUGGCUCUUUACGAGAAGCGUCUGACCAAGAUCAUUGAGUAUUUGGUGAGUAAUGCACAGAGCUACUACGAUCGUGACUCCUUGGUGGCCGAUUCCGACUACGGCUCCAUACUCAGCUCUCUGCUUGUGGGUCCGUGUGCUCUGGAAUUUACGCGUGCCAAGACAGCUGAUCAUUACUGGACCGAUCCGCAUGCCGAUGAGCUGGUGCAACGUCAUCGGAUCAGCUGUCGUCGAUCGUCAUCGACUUGUUCGCGACCGGCGAUUAUCAAUUUCAAGCGGAGCUUAAACACCAGCUCGGAUGAUGCCAGCAGCUGUGCGUUCAAAUCGAUUGGCUCGGCCAGUGUGGCCAAGGAUUAUGUGGAGUCACUGCAUCAGAAUGCCAAGGCGACGCUCCUCUAUGGCAAGAACAAUGUGCACGUGCUGCCCAAGGAUGUUGCGGAGCUGAUGCCUGGAUAUUUGAGCCUGCAUCAGCAUAUACAAACGUUGACCAUCAAAUGGACGCCCAAUCAGUUGAUGAACGGCUACAACGAGGCCGAGGAGGAGGAGGACAUUGACAAGGAAGCCUACUGGGCAUAUGCCCUCAAUAUCAAUGUCGAUGACAUUGUCUAUGUGCAUUGCCAUCAGAGUCGUGGCGAGGACAGCGGCGGCACAGUUAUCCUUGUCGGUCAGGAUGGCGUUCAACGUCCGCCCAUUCACUUCCCAGAGGGCGGACACAUGCAGCAGUUCCUCAGCUGCCUGGAGACGGGUCUGUUGCCACACGGACAGCUGGAUCCUCCGCUCUGGUCACAGCGUGGCAUUGGCAAAAUGUUUCUCUGGCCCAAGAGCAUGCGUCGACGCAUUCUGCCCUCGGUCAUGGAAUCUGUGGACGAGACACCCAUCGACUAUGUCUUUCGCAUUGUCAGCAAGAGUCGGCACGAGGAGUUUGCUGCCACACACUCCAUUCUGGACUUUGUACGCAGCACACCGAGACGGGCUCAACUGAGCAGCUGCUCCACGACAGGCAGCAGUGAUUGCUCCAACAAGAGCCUGUCCAUCGAUCAAUACCCACUGGAGUCGCCGUUGCUGCAGCAACACAAUCAGAGCACCAGCAUUGAGAUGGUCUGCUCCACGAUGCGUCGCCAGAUCAUCUCGAGAGCCUUCUACGGCUGGUUGGCCUACUGUCGCCAUCUCUCCACGGUGCGAACACACCUAUCCGGACUCGUUCAUGGACGCAUUACACCAGAGAUGAAAGCGGAUGAGGAGGGCCUGACCAAGGAGCGCUGGGAGCUUCUUAAUGCGGACGGCAUGCUGCAGAACUCGACGGAAUUCUAUCGCCUGAUCUACUUUGGAGGCGUGCAGCCGGAGCUGCGCAAGGAGGUCUGGCCAUAUUUGCUGGGGCACUAUGCCUUUGGUACUACACGGGAGGAGAGGCAGAAGCAGGACGAGACCUGCAAGCAUUACUAUGAGACGACAAUGAGCGAGUGGCUCGCCGUGGAUGCGAUUGUCCAGCAGCGGGAGAAGGAGAAGACGGCGCGGGCUGUGGCCAAACUCAGCUCGGGUAGCAACAGUGGCAAUGAGCGUACGGUGAGAGCUGCGGAUAUCGAUGCUGGCGGAGAGCUGGAGAAUGAGGUAUUUGAGGAUAUAUCGGAUAUAUCCGAUCCUGGAGAUCUCGAGUUUGACGAUGAGCAACGACAGCAGCUGCAGCAACAGGAGGCAUCCGUGGUUAGUGCCUCACAUCUGAGUGUCAAGCCGAUUCCACGAGCAAUGAAGACCAGCACAGAUUCCGGACAUGUGGACGAGGGACUUGACGAGCUGGACGAAGAGGAGGUGCAAGAUGAUGAUGAUGACGAGGAGCAGCAGCAGAAGAAGCGACAACAUUUUAUUGAUGCAUCUGGCGAGGAAUCAGUCUCAGCCAAGCAGAAGGAACCACAGCCAAGUUGCUCAACCUCAACGGCAUCCUCCUAUGAAACAGUCGGAGGUGCUCCACAGCCAGGUGAUUCUCACGGCGUACUGAGUCCAGAGUUUCUGAGCGCCGAUGAUCUGCAGGCUCAGCUGCCCCACGACGAGGAUGCAACGAAGCCGCAACAGGCAGCAGUCAUCAUUACAAACGCUUCCGUGGACAUUGCCAACUGGGAACGUAGUCCCAAGACAGAAUCCAACAGCCAGAUGAUGCCUCCGCUAACAGAGCAGUCGGAGAACGCCGCCACAGCACCCAAUCUGGAUGCACUGCAGCAGCCCAAGUCUGCCUGUGCCUCGCCAGCCAGCUCCAAUGGCGGUGUCUAUAGUAGCGAACUGCUGGAACAGUUUGGCCUGAAUCUGCAUCGGAUCGAGAAGGAUGUGCAGCGUUGUGAUCGCAACUAUUGGUACUUUGCCAACGAGAAUCUGGACAAGCUGCGCAAUGUGAUAUCCACGUAUGUGUGGGAGCACCUGGACGUUGGCUACAUGCAGGGCAUGUGCGAUCUGGUUGCUCCGCUCCUGGUUAUCUUCGAUGAUGAGUCGCUCAGCUACAGCUGCUUCUGCAAGCUCAUGGAGCGCAUGAUCGAGAACUUUCCCAGCGGUGGUGCCAUGGACAUGCACUUUGCCAACAUGCGUUCGCUCAUUCAAAUACUCGACUCGGAGAUGUACGAUCUGAUGGACUCGAAUGGGGACUAUACACACUUCUACUUCUGCUAUCGCUGGUUCCUCUUGGACUUUAAGCGUGAGCUCAUCUAUGACGAUGUCUUUGCCACCUGGGAGGUCAUCUGGGCGGCCAAGCACAUUGCCUCCGGUCAUUUUGUGCUCUUCCUGGCGCUGGCGCUGCUCGAAACCUAUCGCGAUAUCAUCUUGUCCAACAGCAUGGACUUUACCGAUGUCAUCAAGUUCUUUAAUGAAAUGGCCGAGCGUCAUAAUGCCCAGGCGGUGCUUCAGCUGGCACGGAGUCUUGUGCUGCAGCUGCAGAUGAUCAUUGAGAACAAGUAGAUUAAGCUAUAAGAAGAAUCACAUAUACAUACAUAUAUUGUAGAAUGUUUGGGUCCACCAAAUAUUGUAGUCAUUGUAGAUUUUCAAAAUCCCAGAAAGCCACAGAUUCUCCCAAGAGGCACAAAUACCCUAUUUAUUUAUGUAAAACUCUAACUGUAACUGUAACUAUAACUACAACUGUAACUGUGACUGUACUAUUAUACAAAUACUUUAUGUAAAUGUUUAUAAA